Molecule: messenger RNA, 2441 nt
Organism: Pocillopora meandrina
Lineage: Eukaryota; Metazoa; Cnidaria; Anthozoa; Scleractinia; Pocilloporidae
Source: the annotation of a GenBank genome assembly
AUGAGCUUCCUUCCUGGGACAGCAAGUCUCAUCAAAGAAAUAGAUAGUACGAUAUUCGUGUUUUUUUUUAUUUCCCCUCUUUUAUGCUAGGCUGUUUUUAUUCAAUCUGUUGUACUUAAUUUUUGUCUCCAUGUUCUCAAUUCUUCACAAUAUCAACAAAUUUAUUGCUUGUACUUUCAUACACUAAAAGUUUGCACUAUUAAUUUUUAUCAGAAUUUCAGUUUACUAUUCCCAAAAUUUUUCCAAGCUUACGUUUUUCGUUUACACAUGUGGAAUUUCCUAAGAUUCUCUGGCAUGUACUAAAGGGACAAACACAAACUUCUCUCUUUAAACUAACACUGCAACUUUUGAACAGAAAGACUUUUGGUUGUGCUGAGGGAUGGAAGAACACUCAUUGGAUAUUUGAGGUCCAUAGAUCAAUUUGGUGAGUGUACUGGCAACAGUGAAAUUUAUAUUGUUAUCAUACUUAUUUCCUUUAAGCAGAAAUACCUUUGAUGUUUGCAUAUGGAGUGUUUUAAAAAUGGUAUAAACAAUAGUACUUCUUCAGGCUAGGCUGUGGUUGUAAUCAGGGUGUGAUAGCUGUUAUAGUAUACAGUUGUGUUGAUAUUUUUUUGUGUAAUAACUUUUGGUAUAAAGAAAGCUCUUUUACAUGGUAGAUUCCCAUGUUAUUGUACCAGUGCUACUAGGAGAAGGUAUUGAGGUAUAGGAAGAUAUUAACAUGUGAAUCUAUCACUGAAAUGGCAAUUCUUCCACAGAGGGAAGGGAUAAUGAUAAUUUUUGUGUUAGAUUUUAAUAAUCCAAUGAAACAGUGAUGUAAGAGAUAAGUUAGGAAAUCUAAAGCACGAGAUGUUUUAAUGUGGAAGCCUUAGCUCUCAUUUCUAAAAUAAUGUUUUAAAUUUGUGAUCAGUGUGAUUUUGUCACAAUUGAAGUCACCGGAAAGCAGGUUCUAAUGUGUCUUAUACAAUGAUAAUUUUACAGCCAACCUUUUACUUCAAGACACCAUUGAAAGAAUUCAUGUUGGAGGAAAGUAUGGGGAUAUUCCUAGAGGCAUAUUUCUUGUAAGAGGAGAAAACAUGGUUCUAGCUGGAGAAAUAGUGAGUCACUUCAAGUGAAGAGUGAAGUUAAUUUACAAGUUGUUAACAAAAAACAUAAUUGGAUCAGAGAAGAGGGGUAACCAGUACAAAUUUACUAAUAUUUGCUGUUAUAGUCUUACAGAUUUCAGGUAUUUAAAAUAGGAACUUAACUUAGGUGUCUCCUCUUCAAAAUGCAUAGGGAAAAUCUUGAUUUACUGGUUGAGGGAAGAAAUAAAUUUGUUUGCUUUUUUCUGCUCAAUGCGUUUUUUUCUUGCUAUGUUUUGUAGCUGAAGUUGAUUAACAACUCUUCAAGAAUGUAGAUGUGAUAUUUCCUCUCAUUUACUCCAACAAAUGUACCCAGCUAGCUUCUCACAUCUUUAUUACAAAGUACAAAAAAACAAAUUUGGCAAUCAACACAGAAUUCCUGCAAUAAAAAACUGUAUUUAUUGAAAUUAUAUUCCUACCUAACUGGCUGUCUAAUUUUAGUAUUAACCUCUUUAAACAAACGCCAUUUACUGUUUGAUGUUUGUCCAAAAUAUUUUGUCAGAUGUUAUUUUUUCUGUCAAAAUCUGAACAGUUUACUAAAUUUUAGUCCCCUUUGUAGCUGUUAUUUGACCUUGUCACCCAAGGCGCACUCUCCCUCACCAAGAGAGAGAAAAAGAGUGUGUUGCUUGACAAGAUCAAACAAUAGCUGCAAUAGAGACUAGCUGAAUGUGUGCUGUGCAUUUAUUUUUUGUUAUAAAAGGAUGAAGAAAAAGAAGCUCAGUCUGAACUGGAGGAAGUGUCGGUACCUGAUAUUCUUGAAUUACAAAGAGAUGAGCAACUGGCUAAAGAAGAGCAAGAAAGAGUGAAAACAAAAGCCAAACUGAAAAGAGGCCUGCCUGUCAAUGUAUCUGAUACAUACCUCAAUCAUGAUGAUGUUUUUAACUGAGUUUCUUUUGAAAAAUAACAAGACCAAGUAUGGAUAUCCUCUCUGAAUAUUGCUGAGCCAACAGUAUCAAACCAGGCAGUUGCUAAGCGAAAUGAUACAUUUUCAUCUUGAAAUCAUCAGUUGGUGGACAAGAAGGUUUAUCUGGCCUUACAGGCAUUUGUCAGAAUGGCUUUAUUUUCUCUGACUGAUUAGGAAAGGCUUGACAACAUUUAUUUAUCAUAGGUAAUAUAUUUGUGGAAAGCUACCUGUAUAACCAUGUUGCUAGCAAUAAAAAGUUGUAAGCAUAUCAAAAGGAUGUGGUGCAUAAAAUGCAAAAAUUUCACAAAUAAACUUGCUCCAUAAAUAUAAGCAGUAUUAAUUUUGAUAUUGAAUUGUAGCCAGAUGAAAGGAAGAUAAAAAUAACUUGGUUGUUUUUAGGAAACACACAUUCAACUCCU